Cylas formicarius (sweet potato weevil) is the source of this 1193-nucleotide messenger RNA. RefSeq names its product UPF0046 protein C25E10.12. Gene Ontology annotation, molecular function: hydrolase activity. The record is from RefSeq and is a predicted model, not a curated record. Lineage: Eukaryota; Metazoa; Arthropoda; Insecta; Coleoptera; Brentidae. Bases 143 to 1021 code for a protein of 292 amino acids. The transcript is spliced from 3 exons.
UUACUGAAUGCGACCAAUUGCUAAUUUGUCACGGUGUGAAAGAAGAAGAACGCGGAACUAACCCCGGUGAUUUAUCGAUGUCGAUUGAAAACGUCGGAAAAACCCGCGGCGUCAUCAAAAUGUAACCGCAACGUCGGUAAGAAUGGACGAGACCAUCGAAGUGCACCCUUUGUCGGCUAGCCCGACGGCCGCGUGGAAAGAAAUCGGCCAAACGCAAAAGGUACUCAAGCUCAACGUCAAAGUGCCGUCGGCGGCGGUCGGUUUCGACAAAGUACGUUUCGUGUGCAUGAGCGACACGCAUUCCCUCAUCCGAUAUAUGACGUUCGGCGUGCCCGACGGCGACGUUUUCGUACACGCGGGCGAUUUCACGCGCUGCGGUCAGAAGGAUGAAGUCGUGCAGUUUGACGCCUGGCUCGGCACGCUGCCGCACAAACACAAGAUCGUGAUCGCCGGCAAUCACGAACUCAGCUUCGACAAGAGGUUCGUCGACAAGUUCAAGGCGAAGAGCGGCGCGGACGAGGGCGAAGUGCCCAAUUACGGCAAGACGCAGGACAAUAUACGCGACGCUGUCAACACGGACAACGUUAAACGCUUGCUGACCAACUGCACGUACUUGGAAGACUCGGGCGUCGAAGUGUACGGCCUCAAAGUGUACGGAACUCCUUGGCAACCCGAGUUUGGCAAUUGGGCUUUCAAUUUGCCCCGCGGCUCCGCUUGCUUGGAAAAAUGGGACCAGAUUCCCGCGGGAGUCGACGUGUUGGUGACUCACACUCCUCCGCUCGGUCACGGCGAUCUGGUCUGCUCCGGGGUGAGGGCGGGAUGCGUCGAGCUCCUCGCCACCGUCCAGAGACGGGUCAAGCCCAAGUACCACGUCUUCGGACACAUUCACGAAGGUUAUGGGGUGACGUCCGACGGAAAAAUCAUUUACGUAAACGCUUCCACGUGCGACAUCAAUUACUUCCCUCGCAACUUGCCGGUCGUCUUCGACGUGCCGCUGCCUCCGGGAUACACGAAAAAUUAGCGUUUGAGCUUGUUAUUUUUGUAUAUUUUGUUUUUAUUGUUAUUUUGUAACCAAUAAACUUAAGGCAUUUUAUUUACAUUUCCUCUAUAUCAGUUCAGCAUGACAAUAAAAAAUAAAAAGUCGAAGGUUUAUCACGACGUUGUUGCUAAAAAAAAUGUUAAAAAAUGACUGU